AUGGAUCCAUCAGCAUGUCGAGUCAUCUACAUCGACUCCCGCUUCAACACAGAAAGGUGGAUAUCACGAGACGGCUUGUCAACGCCAAUCACCCCUCAGAAGAACAACAGCGACCUUGAAUUCUCAAAGUUACCACCUGAUUUGCAAGCUAACGUGAAUGCUUUCCUCACUGUCUUCAAUCAAGUAUUCGUAUGCAACUCCGGUCGUUCCUUUUCUACCAAGCUCUCCGAACUUCAUGACCAGGUCGCAGCGGACAGUACACCUAUCAUAGCAUGCUUUGAUAUCGGCGAUGAAUACCGCCAGAGGAACCGGAACAAGGCCAAAGGCCAGCAGCAACUGCCGACUGCUGUUGCUGUGUCAUCGGAUUCACCUCCACCAUCACCCGUAAUGCUUCGACGCGAAAUCACGUUUUCCUCCGAGUCCGACGAAUCUUAUGGUCUCCAGUUGCUGAGUCGCAUAGCUUCCGACCUGCAAGUGGACGAAUCUGUACAACUAAUCAUACCUGUGGCAAUUGUACAACCGAAGCGCAAGGACUCGUACGAUGCAGCCCUCGAGAAGAACCCAGCCAAUAGCAUAUCAAGAGCUCCGUAUGGCAGCGAGACCGAACCUGUGUCCCUCGAGGACCAGUCCGACUUUGUAGAGCCAACACUGAUGUUACAAUGCCUUGAGGCUGGUGCUAUGGAUGUUGUAAAGAGUCCGCUGGAUAAAGCUGGGAUCAUGGGCCUCACGGUCCACGCCUACCGGAUAUACAAAAAUGCUAAGAAGGAGCAGGCGACUUUCAUGGCUGCUGCGCGUAAGACUCGCAAAGCCUCUUGGGUCGGUGUCGAAGAAGAGAAGCCGUAUGCGUAUUUGCGCGAGGCUAUGGUCAAGAAGCUGCUGAAAGGUAUCUGCGACCCACAGCAUGUCAUCGAAGAUUACCAGCACCGAGGUCUGAGUGUGGACAAGCAACGACAACAGGAUAUAGCUGAAGCUGUGGGCAAAUGGGGGUUCGACGGUCACUUGUUCUCGGAAGACGAACUGGUCUACGCUGGCUACUACAUGCUCAAUCACGCUUUACAAUUACCGGAACUGGAGGAGUGGAGAAUACCUCAAGCAAACCUACUGCGCUUCAUGCAGGGUUGUCGAGUUGCGUACAAUUCGUUCGUGCUCUACCACAACUUUCGGCACGCCGUCGACGUACUCCAAUCACUAUUUUAUUUCCUCGUCCAGAUUGGCACCCUGCCGCCGUACCCUGUUGGGGCGCCGCCACCACCCAAAGCCGAACAAAAAUCGCCAAUCGCCCGAUUGCUAGGGCCCUUCCAAGGCCUCACUCUGCUCAUAUCUGCGAUCGGGCAUGAUGUUGGGCAUCCUGGCGUCAACAAUAUGUUCCUUGUGAAGCUGAAUGCUCCUCUGGCGCAAUUGUACAACGACCAAUCUGUACUGGAAGCUUUCCAUUGUGCUGCAUACUCGCAAAUCCUGCGAAGGCAUUGGCCUGAGGCCUUCCAUGACAGGAAUAUUCGACAGCUCAUGAUAAGAACCAUUCUUGCUACCGACAUGGGUGUGCAUGCAGACUACAUGUCUCAAUUAGGGCAAUUGCAAGAAAGGAUACAUGAAUCGAAGGACACUGACGGCUGGACACCUAAGGACCUGACGCAAUUCACUACGUUGGCCUGCGGCUUACUUAUCAAAUGCGCCGAUAUCAGCAAUGUGGCUCGUCCAUGGGCUGUAGCCGAGAAGUGGACGUACUUGUUGCAGAAAGAGUUUGCCAAACAGGGUGAGAUGGAAUCUGCGGUGGGAAUGGAAACAACGCUGUUCGGCGGACCUCCGGAUCUGGGCAACACAUUGAAACUGGCCAAUGGCCAGAUUGGAUUCAUGACCAUAUUUGCGCAUCCUUUGUUCUCUAGCGUCGCGGACAUCAUACCUGCAAUGAGCUUCGCCGCCGAAGAGAUUCUGACGAAUAAGGGUGUCUGGUUUACCAGAGCGGAAAAGGAGAAGAUGAAAGCAGUGAUUCGGAAAGGAACCGGUUUCGGUGAUGGAGGUGCGGUGAGCCCGAGGAGCCUCAGUCCGGUCGGCAAGAAGCACGCAGGAGGUGCAAGCUACUUCCCUUCUUCACCACUGGCCGCCAAGGCCGACUCACCGAGCACGCCAAAAGGUUCCACUCGGCAUGACUCUGCAACAGCUGGCAGCACGACCCCACAGAAUGCCUCCAGGCGGUCUUCCCUUCAAGCCGUUGCUGGCGUCGCUAUGCCAAUAGGUCAUGAUGGCUCGAGAAGGUCAUCAGCUGCAUCAGGGCGUGGACGGAGGUUAUCGAAAGACAAGGAAACGAACGGGACACGAGACUCUAAUGGAGUCGCAUUCAUCUCACCGAACUUUUCGAAGGCCAAUCACAGCGAUCCCGCCACACAGACUCCCACGUCAGUCGGCUACGACGGUGCAACGUCACAGAAAGAGCUUAAUGACACUUCGAGAGAUGCUGGAGUCUCGAUGCGGGCAGGAAGUGCCGCAAUUCCAACAGAGGCAGCGGAAAGCCAAGGCCGUCCUCCUGUCUCCUCACCACUAUCCGGAUUCAACUUCGCUACGUCGAAUGUUGACGAGCCCGUAAGAGCAUACGACCCUGACAAGGAAUACAAGCAUCCAAGAGAGGCAGCACAAAGUAUGCCGUCCCCAGAAAUGGUGAAUGAACAUCAACGACAGGAGACAAUGGCACAAAAUGCAAUUUCGGAGUCCCGGCACAUGACAGCAGAGCCAGAGACGCUCAAUGAGUUCAGCAAUACGAAUGAACAACGACAUCAGUCUGAAGCUUGUGGCGAUUCGCCACAGACGAAGGAGCAAAAAGAGUUCGAAGCGAAAAGGGCACGAGCAGCCUCGGCCCCACUACACAUGACGAGUCCGAACCAAAGGAGCAGCUUCAGUGUCAGCAGCGUCCAAAGCGGCAGCAUGGCGAGCGAGAAGAUGGACUAUCGGAGUAUAAUCAACGGAACGGAUCAGGAAGGAGAUGCCCACGGCAGUGUGCGUGGUCGAAAGAGCAGCACGCGUUCAAUAGGUCGGAAGCGGUCAAAAAUAAAGAUGGGUUUGAUGUUUUGGAAGACCAAGGAGGAGAAGGAAAGGCAGAGGGAUGAGGAUCAGGCCGAGGGUGAGACUGAAUCGAGUGCUGUACAGGACGAGCCUGGAAUUGCGACUGCAGCUGGUGGACCAGUUCGAGACUAUGACAGGUGA
Molecule: messenger RNA, 3195 nt
Organism: Cyphellophora attinorum
Lineage: Eukaryota; Fungi; Ascomycota; Eurotiomycetes; Chaetothyriales; Cyphellophoraceae
Product: 3',5'-cyclic-nucleotide phosphodiesterase regA
Exons: 2
Coding region: 1-3195 (1064 amino acids)
Biological process (GO): signal transduction
Molecular function (GO): 3',5'-cyclic-nucleotide phosphodiesterase activity
Source: RefSeq, a predicted model, not a curated record